ACCCGACUCUCUAAUAUCAACAAUCAAAUAUGUUGUGCCCAAAAAUUCCAUUCUAUCUCCCGCCCGAAAGUUAAAUGAUGCAGCGCUCCAAGAGGAUCUCAGCAUAGUGCUGCAAGAUAAAACACCGGGCAUUAAUUGGCAAUCUGUCAUCAUGAUGCAGUCAAUAGAUGAGGCCGGAGGAUUGAAAUUCAAAGUUCCACAACUCUCGCACCCCGUUACGUUUAUGAAGAAUGUUAAACCCCCAAAUGACGAAGACAUAAAAAUAAUACCCAGUCGCCUAGUAGAUAUAUUAAAGCAACCGAGUUCUAUCAACUCGGAAUUUCAAAUAUUGCUACCGUUUGGCAGAUUGAAGUCCCUGGAAUUAGAAUUACACUGGAAUCCAAUUAAGAACAUUACACUUAUUAAACACGAAAAAAUUAUUGGUGCCGAACCUAUAUCACAAGUUGAAGUAUUUGAAUAUCUGUGUUGUCCUGAAGAGGACGAUGUUCUGGGAAACAGUGUUCAAUUCUUGGAUGAUACCAUCGACGCACCUUUGGAACCAAGAAAUGGAACUCGAAAGAUUGAUCAACAGACAAGGAAAAUGAAAUUAAGAGAUGACUCUGCUAUACCGUUGAUUCCUAAACACGAUACGAAUAACAUCACUAGUAAAUGUCACUCUGCAGCAAUUUUUGAUCAGAGGUUUCCUUUGAAUAAGAAGGGAUCUCCUCAUCAUCUUCAACACACUUGGCAGUCCACCUACAGGAAAAAAGAGAAUAAAAUUUUCGGUGAUUCGGCUGACAUUCGUGAAUUAUUGCAGACUGAUAAAAUCUCACGCGAUUCGAAUUUCAUCAAACAAAAUGAGAGAAAUCACAAUAUAAACUUGAACUGCGUUUCUCCGAUAGUAGAACUUACAUCAUCUGCUUUAAACAAUGAAGAUAAAGUCACAAAAUGGCUUUCCAAUUGCAGAAAAGAUAUCUUUUUAAAUGAAAAAGAAGCGUUUAUAUAUGAUGAAUUUGAAAAUCUACAUGAAAUUAUAGAUUUAACUCGUGAUGAGAAUCCAUGCGAUAAUAAUCCUUCUACCGAUGAGAAUAUAUUCGAGAAUUCUCAAUAUCUUGAUGGAACUCGAGGUUCCUUUGUCAGUCAAGAUCAAGUCUCCGAUCCCAUUAAAAAGGUAAUCUCAACUGUUGAAAAUGCAUCUCAAUUUUUCAAGGGAUCGAAAAGUGAUAUAACAAGUAACGAUCAGGCAGCUGGAAAUGAUCUGGUGGUUAAGAAUUUUGAUCAUCUUUUCAAAGCACAAAAUUCUUCCACUAGUAAAAAUACUCUAAUGACAGAGAAUAAUUCGACGUUUAGCGAAGAUCUACAAAACUCACUACCACAUCAUGAUACAAUCCUUCCUUCUAUCGAGAGUAGUACGCCAAACGGUCAUUCAACCUCACAUUUCAAAGUGUUGAAAGCUCUUGCCGAAUUGCAGGUUAUCUUGACGCGUUUCCCCCACGAUGUACAUAUAAUAUUUUCACCAUGUGAAGAAAUUUCGGCGAGGCUCGCGAGAAUUAUAGGGGAUCUAUGUGCUGCAAAAUGUGAAGAAUAUUUGACACCUGCUAAUAAGAAGGGAUGGGCGGAUAAACAGCAAUGGGAAAAUAGAGAUUGGAUGGCUAUGGAAGAAAGUUUG
This is a messenger RNA of Acaulospora colombiana, 1648 nucleotides long. Lineage: Eukaryota; Fungi; Glomeromycota; Glomeromycetes; Diversisporales; Acaulosporaceae. The record is from the annotation of a GenBank genome assembly.